UCUUUUCAAGCGCUGCGACCUUGCUGCGACCUGCAGCCCAACGAACAGACCGUCUUGCACGGUUUUCCAACCUCGUCUGACGCUGCAAUCUCGGUAUUAGAACCCUUAGGACGCCAUGGCCUCUGCUUACUACGAGUUCUACCGGGGUUCAUCGAUCGGGAUGGCCUUGACGGACUCCCUUGACGAACUCAUCACGAGCGGACAAAUUACGCCUCAGCUUGCUAUGAAGGUAUUGCAGCAGUUUGACAAGUCCCUGGCGGAUACUAUGGUGAAGCAGGUCAAAGCAAAGACCACGCUGAAGGGGCAUCUGAAAACCUACCGAUUGUGCGACGAUGUGUGGACGUUUAUUGUCAAGAACGGCUCCUUCAAGAUGGAGUCGAACGAGAUGGUCACAGCACCCCGGAUCAAGAUCAUUGCGUGCAAGAACGGCGAUGCGAUAGAGGCUGGGAAGAAGUGACCAAUGUGCUUUCUUUCGCUCCUGUUUCUGCCUGUGUUGUUUCUCCACUGUCGGACUUUGUACACGCUAUUGAUUGCUCUAGGAUGUCUCUAAUUCGUAUCAUGUGCCAUAAUCUUGUCAACCUGUAUCGAAAUGAUUGUUAUCUCUUGUUGUCUAGGUUAGGGAUGAUCUCCUGCUGCUAACGGCAUUGGC
This is a messenger RNA of Gloeophyllum trabeum ATCC 11539, 649 nucleotides long. Its product is annotated as transcription initiation factor IIA, gamma subunit. Gene Ontology annotation, molecular function: TBP-class protein binding; RNA polymerase II general transcription initiation factor activity. Bases 116 to 457 code for a protein of 113 amino acids. Gene Ontology annotation, biological process: transcription initiation at RNA polymerase II promoter; RNA polymerase II preinitiation complex assembly. Gene Ontology annotation, cellular component: transcription factor TFIIA complex. The transcript has 4 exons. The record is from RefSeq and is a predicted model, not a curated record. Lineage: Eukaryota; Fungi; Basidiomycota; Agaricomycetes; Gloeophyllales; Gloeophyllaceae.